This is a messenger RNA of Rotaria socialis, 2832 nucleotides long. Lineage: Eukaryota; Metazoa; Rotifera; Eurotatoria; Philodinida; Philodinidae. The record is from the annotation of a GenBank genome assembly.
AUGAAAGAAUUGAUUCGAAAACGUCCAAGACAGGCAAUAUUAAAAAACAAAGCUAAACCAACCCGAAAUGAUAUUCAGCAUGCGUGCGUUCAAUACAUUCUCGAUUCAGUUAUUCAAGCACUCUUGAAAAAUCCCGAACGGCGUUUUAUCUAUGUCGAAAUGGCUUUUUUCUGGCGUUGGUGGAAUGAACAGUCGGACGAUGUGCGUGAAACUGUCAAGGAACUCGUGAAUGAUGGUCGCCUUGAAUUCAUUUCGGGUGGUUGGUGUAUGAAUGACGAAGGGAUAACACAUUACAAUUCGAUCAUCGAUCAACACAGUUUAGGAGCCGAAUUUUUGCGUGAUCAAUUUGGUGAAUGCGCUCGACCGAAAAUCGGCUGGCAAAUUGAUCCGUUCGGCCAUUCACGCGAAGUUGCUUCACUCUUUGCACAGAUGGGCUUCGAUGGUCUAUUUUUUGGACGAGUUGACUAUCAAGAUUACCAACACCGUACUAUGACAAAGACAAUGGAAAUGGUUUGGAAGGGUAGUGCCAAUUUGAACCGUGAGAGUUGGCUGUUUACAGGUGUAUUGCCACGUGUAUACGAACCUCCAGACUCAUUCUGUUUCGAUCAAUUCUGUAAUGAUCAACCUGUGAUGGAUGAUUCAAGCCUGCAUGAUUACAAUGUUCCUGAACGAGUUCAAGCAUUCAUCAAUGCUGCUCAUGACCAGGCUCGUGGUUAUGCUACGAAUCAUAUCAUAAUGACAAUGGGCAGUGAUUUUCAAUACGAAUAUGCUAAUGUGUGGUUCAAAAAUUUGGAUAAAUUGAUCAAAUAUGUCAAUGCUCAGCAAGUGAAUGGUAGCGAUGUCAAUGUGUUCUAUUCAACACCCUCGUGUUAUUUGUAUGCACUCAAUAAGGCUGGUCUAACUUGGCCAUCGAAAACGGACGAUUUUUUUCCUAUUGCUCAGAAUCCACAUGGGUUCUGGACAGGUUACUUUACUUCAAGAGCUGCGCUCAAACGUUAUGAAAGAUAUUCAAACAAUAUCCUUCAAGCAACGCGUCAACUCAAUGCACUUUCAGAAAUUAAUUUACGCAGCAGUAUUUUUCAUUUGAGCGAAGCAAUGGGUGUUGCUCAACAUCAUGAUGCAGUUAGUGGAACUGAGAAACAACAUGUUGCCGAUGAUUAUGCUCAACGAUUAUCUCAAGGUAUCGAUAUAGCAGCGGAUGUGAUCAAUAGCUCCUAUGCUAAAUUAUUGCCUAAAGAGAGUGGAUUGGCACCACCAUUGGUUCAAUUUCUUUGUCACUAUUCAAACAUUAGCGAAUGUCUUCCCAUCGAAGGGCAGAUUCGGUUCACAUUGACACUCUGGAAUCCGACAAUCCAUCCAGUUACUUAUUAUGCUCAUGUGCCAGCAAUAAUGCAAUAUUCGAUUCGUGAUCCAACGGGAAACAUUGUUCCAUCCGAAUUUCUUCCAAUUCCAAACAUCACGAAAAACAUUCCUGGCCGAACAAGUUCUGCUAAUUACCAGCACAUAUUCAAAACUUCGCUGCCUGCUCUUGGUUUUAACACUUAUUAUUUCGAAAUGAUACACGAUGAGAAGAUCGAAAAGAAGAAAGUGAUGAUGACACAAAAUGAAACGUGCACUCUGGAGAAUGAACAUCUUCGCAUCGAAUUCGACGAUCAAGGCAAUCUACAUCAGAUCACCAAUUUGGAGAAGGGCAUCGCAACAUCUUUUACUACACAGGGCUUCUACUGGUACACAGGCUUUCCUGGCAACAAUUCCCGCAGUGAAUUUCAAGCGUCCGGUGCCUACUUUUUCCGACCAUUGAUGCCGGAUCCACAACCCGUGAGCACCAUGCGCAGCAUAACGUGUACGAAAACGGAAGCUGUUCAAUCAGCAUUGAUCAUAUUUAAUAAUUGGGCCAGUCAAGAGGUGAAUCUAUUUCAAGGAUCAGCGGCGGUAGAAUUUGAAUGGACUAUCGGGCCAAUUCCGAUAGAUGACUAUAUCGGCAAAGAAAUUAUCGUACGUUAUGAUACUGAUAUUCAAAGUAAAUCGACAUAUUAUACGGAUGCUAAUGGGCGUGAAGUACUCGAACGCAAAGUUGACUAUCGACCAACAUGGAAUUAUACUGUCAAUGAAAAUAUCAGUGGCAAUUAUUAUCCAAUCAGUAGUCGUAUUUGGAUCAAAGAUGAACAACGACAAUUGACUGUACUUACAGAUCGGUCCGAAGGUGGUGGAAGCAUUCAUGAUGGCUCAAUUGAAAUCAUGGUGCACAGGCGUUUACUCUACGAUGAUAAUGAAGGCGUUGGCGAGCCAUUGAAUGAAACAGCGUUCGGUACAGGUCUUGUCGUGCGUGGCAAACAUUUUCUCAUUCUCGAACCACCUGAAAACAGUGCUCUCAUUCAUCGAGUAGGUGCUCAACAAUUGUUCAUGAAUCCCAUUGCGACUUAUGCUUUGCCCCAAAAUUCCUAUGCAGACUAUGAAAGUCUCUAUCGUCAAACAUGGUCUGCUCUGUCGGAUAGCAUGCCACUCAAUGUUCAUUUGUUGACAUUUGAUCAAUUGGGCCCCAAACAAUUUCUUAUUCGAAUUGAACACUACUUUGAACUCAACGAAGAUGAAAUCUAUUCACAGCCAGUUCAAAUCUAUCUGCAAGAUUUAUUCAAAAGCCUCGGCACAAUUACUGAUUUGAUCGAACUGACACUCGGUGCUAAUUUACCAUUGUCACAAUUGCAUCGACUCGAUUGGAUGACAAACAACAAUGAAUCAUCACAUGUGGAGACAACCCAACAAACUCAUUUGAAAGACACAAUGGUCAUGCUCAAUCCAAUGCAAAUCAAGACAUUUCAAGUCACAUUGUGA